Messenger RNA from Porites evermanni, 1761 nucleotides. Lineage: Eukaryota; Metazoa; Cnidaria; Anthozoa; Scleractinia; Poritidae. The record is from the annotation of a GenBank genome assembly.
AUGACGAGGAUGAAGGUCGCAAUGUUCAAGCUUCUUUUCAUUGUCCUGACUCUUGCUUUUCAACUGGCAAGGCAUAAAGCUUUAGCCAGCAGAGCCUCUUCGAAUGAAGCGGCUAUGAAUAUUCUGUCGAAAUGCCCCCAGAGCAAGUGUUUGGUAAGGUUACCUCUCAACCUUUCCAUAAGAUACGGUGGCUCGUACCAUCAAACAUAUUCCAAAGUUUAAUUGUAGUUCGCUUUCGGGUUUUAAUACUUUGUUUCUUUUUUUAACAGACGGAUGCAGUCGCCUGUCUUGCUGGAGCACAGUGCAGCGGUCCUGAAAGUUCAGGUGAGGAAAAAUAACCUGAAGUAUCCCAUUCGGUUACGCAGCGAAAAGUCAUUACUUUCAAAGCCACACCCUUGGAGAAGAGAGAACGUGAGACAGUUUGGUUUUAACACCAAAGGAAAUUUUCCAAAAAAAAAAAAGACACGCAGAUAUUAAAAUUCUUUAGACACAGCCAAAUUCCUAUGAGCAAACUUUCUUUGACUGGAUUAAGCUUUUUAAAAUUUAUCUAAUCACUUAUUAUCACUUAAACACGAGACGGCUAUUGCAAUACAGUUGACCAUGGCAUGGAUUUUUUAAUAAACCAGUAACCUCAUCGUGACUUUUACCAUACGAGAAAUUAUACAAUUAAAUCAAUUUUCUUAUAAAUGUCUGUUACUUUUGAUAAUUUACAGAUCAAACAAAAAAGCUGGAAAAUCUAGAGAAAGAGGUGAGGUUACCAUGAAAGGGCGCUUUUUUAAAACCUUCAAUUAAACUAAGUUUAAAGCGGAAGGCUUUUGCCAUUUAGUUUCUUAGCUACAGUAAAUUUUUCGUUGGAUAUUCGUUUUGUUGAUACGGUUUGUUAAGUUACCCGUGAGAAGGGGAAUUUGUUUGGACAGGGUAUUGAGUCACGACGCAUUCACUAAACAUAAAGCCGGAUUCAUUCCAAAGAUUUCGUUCUUGCUUUUCAUUCUCGAAAUCUUUUUGAGGUAAAUUAAUCCUUUGCUUUGUAACAAAGUUACGUUACAAACCACUGCUAGCCGAGAUUAACUGUUUUACUGUGACUAGUGCGACGAGGUCGCGAGCUAGUAUUAAAAUCCCCCUUUUUUGCAUUUCUAGUCAAAGAGAGACAAGUUUGUUUAGUUCAAUCGGUUAGUUUACCUAUAUUUAUUUAGCUGACGCUAUAGAAUCUGGUAACCUUCAAAUCCCCUUCUUCAGUCAAAAUUGCUAAAUUUUUUCAUUCUGUAUUUCGUUCUUGAAAUCACUGAUUUGCAGGUCGCCAACUUAAAAGCAGAGCUGGCAAAAGCGGGCAAACCUUCUGGCUUCGCCACGCUCGACAGCAAUGGCCGCCUGCCCCACAACCUUCUUGACGCAGGUUAUGAUAAGUACUCUGCGUACGACUUGGCGUGGCAGUCUCUCCACAUGGCGGCUGCUGCUGCCUGUAGAGGUAGCACUGCUUCAGGAGGAACUGGUUGCUGUGAAAACCAGGUGAUGGCAAGAAACACUGCUGAGAGGAAGACGUGUGCUCAGAUUUGUGCCCAGACUGUUUUCCGCAACUGUGACGCAGAGGUUUCUAUAUAUGGAAAGAAAGGCAAGGCAACAAAGAACGGAAUGAUCGUCGGCGCGUUUUACAAUUACGCCUGUAACCAUGGAGCCAACGGAGGAAGUGAGGUGUCCAGUUCUGACGAAACUGUCAUGAACUACAGUUACCCUUAUUUCAGCUUUUGUUGCUGUCGAAAGUAG